Messenger RNA from Tarenaya hassleriana, 784 nucleotides. RefSeq lists its product as uncharacterized. The coding region runs from base 59 to 619 and encodes 186 amino acids. The transcript is spliced from 2 exons. The record is from RefSeq and is a predicted model, not a curated record. NCBI's taxonomy places the organism in Eukaryota, Viridiplantae, Streptophyta, Magnoliopsida, Brassicales, Cleomaceae.
GGUCUGAUAUGUGUGUGUGUGUUUUUUUUGUGUGGAGAAAACCGAAAAAGCGACGAGGAUGUUAGGACGGACACGUGUACACGACUUAUCCACGUGUCCAACUGUCACCUCACCACGUGACAUCUUCAUCCUCUCCCCUCCCGGAAGAAUCUCUUCCCCUUUCCCCGAGUCCAAUCACAAAACUCUAGCGAGGGAGGGAAAAAUGGCGACGAAGUUGAAGAUCAUUGACAAAAUUUACCUUCUCUGCGUUUUUUCUUUUAUCGUCCUCGUUGUCUUCUCGGCUGUUUCAGGAGAUAGCGGCCCAAGAGCAGAGCCGGAGGAGAAAGCGGCGCCGUUUUGGCUGUCUAGAAUCGGACAGUCUUCUCGAAAUUACUGGGCAAAGCUCGCGGAGACGUUGGGUCGUGGGCAUUCGUACUUUUUUCCUCCCAAAAUCGAUUUCAGCGGGAAAGGGGAGGCGACGGGAGGCGGUGGAUCGUCGACGGCGGGAGAGAAGGUGAAAGAAGCGGCGGCGAAGAGCUUUGAGAAGAGCAAAGAGACGGUGGACGAAGCCGCCAGAUCCACGGCGGAGACGGUUAAGAAGAUCUUCUCCGGCGAAGAACCGUUGCGGGCCGAGCUCUAAUACGUUGUGGUUUGGAGUUUUGGAGUGUCCAAGGAAGAACGAUACGGCGUCGUGUUCUAGUGUGUCACAUAUGUUUUUUUUUUGCAGGGGCCAACAUGUUUUUUUUAUUGUACCUUUAAUAUGUGAAAAUUUGAAUGCAGAAUGUAAUUAUGUGAUUGCUGAGUA